Molecule: messenger RNA, 717 nt
Organism: Debaryomyces hansenii CBS767
Lineage: Eukaryota; Fungi; Ascomycota; Pichiomycetes; Serinales; Debaryomycetaceae
Exons: 1
Coding region: 1-717 (238 amino acids)
Source: RefSeq, a predicted model, not a curated record
AUGGUUUAUUACUUCAAGGCAGAAGUCCAAUCUGAAAAGGGAUCAAGUGAAUACGAUGAUUUUGCUCUUGGACCUGAAGAAGAUAAUGCGGAAGCAGUGAUAUUUAUGGGUAAGGAUAAAUUUGAAAAUGAACACUUACUAAAGCAUUCACAUCCUAAGAAUAUCUGGUUUCAUGUUGACAACCAUUCGUCGGCUCAUUUAUAUUUACAAUUAUCUAAUGAAGACCAGUUGUUGACUUUUGAUGCAUUGAAAAUAAAUGAGAGCGUUUUAAAGCAACUUGCACAGUUGACCAAGGCCAACUCUAUUAAAGCGAAUAAGCUAAAUAACAUCACGAUCAUAUACACACCAGUGGAUAAUUUGUACACAGACGGCUCAAUGGACGCAGGAACUGUUACAUUCCACAAUCCUAAGAAGGUGAAGAGAAUUCUAGUCGCUAAGAAGGAAAAUGCCAUAGUGAACAAAUUGAAUAGGACAAAGUAUGAAAUAACGACUGAGGAAUUCAUCAAGAACCAGCAGGCAUUGCAAAGACAGUAUCUCACAGACAAGAAGAACAGAGAAAGAGAAUUGCAGAAUCAGGAACGAGAGUUAGCUAAGCAAUAUGAGGACCAAAAGAAGAGAAAUACCGAUCCGUAUGCUGACCUUUUUUCAGAGCAAAACAAAGAUUUGAAUAGUAAUGAAUUUCGUAACGAGAAUUGGGUUGAAGAAGAAUUCUGGUAG